Messenger RNA from Parnassius apollo (apollo), 1002 nucleotides. NCBI's taxonomy places the organism in Eukaryota, Metazoa, Arthropoda, Insecta, Lepidoptera, Papilionidae. The record is from the annotation of a GenBank genome assembly.
AUGUUACAGGCAUCUGUAGUGACACCUAUCUAUGUGGUGAGCGUGCCGGGGUACGCGGGCAGCCUCGCCGCGGCGCUGCCAGGCGGCGGGGCCGCCGCGUGGGAGCGGCUGGGCACCGAGCUGGUGCUGUCGGGGCUAGUGGCCGCGGCGCAUUUCGCCGCCAUGGAUCGCCGCUGGACCGGCUCCGCCCCAGCGCUGCUCGGCGCCGCAUACUGCGCCGCCAGCUUCGUCUCUAUGCCAUCACUUAACCCAGCGCGAUCAUUGGGGCCCUCCUUCGUAUUGUCACGUUGGGAGAGCCAUUGGGUGUCCUGGGUUGGUGGAAUCGGCGGCGGUGUAGCCUGCGCACUUCUUUACGAAUGGGGUACUCGUCGGCCACGCGCAAACACCAACUCUCGAGCGUCAUCGCCGAGGGACCUUGACGAACUGGACAAACCGUCCUUCCCAACUCACCACUACAGACACGCUCCUACAUACUGCUCAGCGACAGCGCCGCGACCAGAUAACACCGAGCCGUUGUACUCCGGGACAAAGUCAAUGUACUGCCGGUCCCCGCCUCCAGCGAGACACACGCUGCACAGGUCAGCUGAAGGAUCAUCAUGUCGCACAUCGCAGUCGGUGUACAGCAAGGGCAGCAGCAGUGCGGGCGGGCCGCUGGCGGCCGCUCAGUCUCUGCUGCUGCGGCCGCCGCACCACGCGCUGACGCUCAACCAGAAUACGCACAACGCACAGCGAGACCCCACAUAUGGCACUGCACCCAAUGGCGUCCGACCUGGACCCGCUGGCGCUGCAGUGCAAGAGCGGCGUGAAUCAGUGUACAGCUCAGGGACACGCCGGGGCCCGUUGUCGUCGGAAGACAGUGCGUACGGCAGCUACGCGCCGCACGGCACGCUCGCGCACGCCACUCACGCGGCGCACGCGGCGCACGCGCACGCCGCACACACCACGCACGCCACACAGCCGCGCACUUUCCGCGGCCCACCUCAUCAGCCCGAUCACUACUAG